Messenger RNA from Closterium sp. Naga37s-1, 1248 nucleotides. Lineage: Eukaryota; Viridiplantae; Streptophyta; Zygnematophyceae; Desmidiales; Closteriaceae. The record is from the annotation of a GenBank genome assembly.
AUGCCCCUCGCGCGUGAAGACCUCUUCUUUGUUCGCACUCUCUACGAGGUCAGUCAGUGCUCAUGCUGGGUGGUUACCACCCGCCUGCUUCCACCUGCCUGCUUCCACCUGCUUGCUUCCACCUGCUUGCUUCCACCUGCCUGCUUCCACCCGCCUGCUGCCACCCGCCUGCUUCCACCCGCCUGCUUCCACCUGCUUGCUACCACCUGCCUGCUUCCACCUGCUUGCUACCACCUGCUUGCUACCACCUGCUUGCUACCACCUGCUUGCUACCACCUGCUUGCUACCACCUGCUUGCUACCACCUGCUUGCUACCACCUGCUUGCUACCACCUGCUUGCUACCACCUGCUUGCUACCACCUGCUUGCUACCACCUGCUUGCUACCACCUGCUUGCUACCACCUGCUUGCUACCACCUGCUUGCUACCACCUGCUUGCUACCACCUGCUUGCUACCACCUGCUUGCUACCACCGGGUAACAGCUCCUAUCUGCCACCACCUGACACCCGCUCAUACAAACUCAGCUUUCCCUUGCCCCAGGACUGUGGCAAUCCCUCCACUCUGCUCUGGCAAUCCCUCAGGCGCACCCACCUGCUGCACCCACCUGCUGCAUCCACGGGGGCUGCCUUUCUUCCUUCUGCCUCUCUCCUCAACGUGUCUUCCCAUCCUGGUUCCACCUCUUUUCCCCUCCCUUCAUUCGUCCAGCCCAUGACUCAGGACUGUGGCAAUCCCUCCAUGCUGCUCUGGCAAUCCCUCAGACGCACCCACCUGCUGCACCCACGCGGGCUGCCUCUCUUCCGCCCCGACUGGUCCUACCAACCACCACAGCCGCUGUCGCCCCAGCAGGCGCAGGCGCUGCCACCCGACUGGGUGGUGGUGCUGGCGAAGCGCCUCUCUAAGAAGCGAUCCAUUAGUAACUUUAACGAGGUGCAGGCGGUGGUGGAGCGGGCGUUCCCCAAGGAGAGGAUCGUGCUCUUCACUGGCUCGCUGACUGUACUGGAAGGUACGAUAGUGUCUUUUGUCAUGAUCCUCUCCUUAGGAAAUGCCCUCUUCUUCAAGGACGUGCAGGUGCAGCGGGCGUUCCCCAAAGAGAGGAUCGUGCUCUUCACUGGCUCGCUGACUGUUCUGGAAGCUCACAACUUGUUUCGCCGCAAACGUCUAUUCAUAGCGGGGCACGGGGCAGCGCUCACCAACCUGGUGUUCAUGCUGGAAAGGGCAUCUGUGCUCGAGAUAAGGCCCGAUAACUGA